This is a messenger RNA of Wasmannia auropunctata (little fire ant), 1730 nucleotides long. It is a transcript of the gene Rae1, whose product is annotated as mRNA export factor. Gene Ontology annotation, molecular function: ubiquitin binding; RNA binding. The transcript is spliced from 7 exons. The record is from RefSeq and is a predicted model, not a curated record. Gene Ontology annotation, cellular component: nuclear pore. Gene Ontology annotation, biological process: transcription-dependent tethering of RNA polymerase II gene DNA at nuclear periphery; RNA export from nucleus. Lineage: Eukaryota; Metazoa; Arthropoda; Insecta; Hymenoptera; Formicidae. Bases 269 to 1336 code for a protein of 355 amino acids.
UGCCGCGCAUGCGCGAAGCCAAGUGCGAUCGAGAUUCGAGAUUAUUCGAGACAAGUCGGCUUUUUGUUUUGGUUAAAUCCGUAAAUCGGGCUCCGGCUGGAACGUUUACUCCAUAUUUUCAGCUUCUCGUUCGAAUUCAGACUUAAUUGAGCUUAACUCCUGCCUGGCGUGGAUAAUGUAGAAUGCCCGUUCUCGUCUGGAUGACGUAAAUAAUCGCAAAGAUAGCAGACCCAAGUGCUCCGAUCAGUCUAACCUAUCAGGAGAGAAAAUGUUCAAUCAGAGCAACUCGUUGAGGACGGCGACGUCGAAUACGUCGAAUCCUAUGCAAGACUUCGAGGUUAUCUCGCCGCCGGACGACUCGGUCUCCAGUCUGGCGUUCAGCCCGGCGUCCAUACCGCAAAAUUUCCUCGUGGCCGGCUCCUGGGACUGCAACGUUCGCUGCUGGGAGGUAGAGCAGACCGGUAAAACGGUACCGAAAUCCAUGCAGAGUAUGGCAGCGCCGGUCCUGGACGUUUGCUGGAGCGAUGAUGGAACCAAAGUAUUCAUGGCGGGUUGCGACAAGACGGCAAAGUGUUGGGACCUGGCUACGAAUCAGAGCGUACAGGUAGCGGCUCAUGACGCGCCUAUUAGAACGUGUCACUGGAUAAAGGCGUCCACGUAUUCUUGUCUAAUGACUGGUUCCUGGGAUAAGACGCUAAAGUUUUGGGAUUUACGCAGUCCUAAACCUGCAAUGACCAUCCCUCUGCCUGAAAGAUGCUAUUGCGCGGAUGUUGACUACCCCAUGGCAGUUGUGGGAACAGCCGGACGCGGCUUAAUAGUUUAUCAACUGCAGGACAGCCCGCGCGAGUACAAACCCGUCGAGCUGAGUUUGAAGUAUCAGUACCGCUGCGUGGCGAUCUUCAGGGACAAGAAGAAGGCGCCGACCGGUUUUGCGAUUGGAAGCACGGAGGGACGUGUUGCGAUUCAUCAUCUAAAUCUCAGCUCAAAGGAGAACUUCACGUUCAAGUGCCACCGGACCAACGGCACACCUAAUGGAUAUCAAGACAUCUACGCGGUAAACGACAUAGCAUUCCACCCGGUACACGGCACCGUGGCGACCGUAGGCGGCGACGGUACUUUCGGAUUUUGGGACAAGGACGCACGUACGAAGUUGAAAUCCUCCGAGAUAAUGGAGCAGCCCAUCACCCGUUGCUGCUUCAAUCACAACGGCCAGAUAUUCGCGUACGCCGUUUCUUACGAUUGGUCCAAGGGUCACGAGUACUACAAUCCGGCGAAGAAAAACCAGAUCUUCCUGAGAUCGUGUUACGAGGAACUGAAACCAAAGGCCACGUCCUAAAGACGAUAUAUAGCAUUCGUCUUUAGAGCGAAGCUUUUGGGUGAAUCCAAUAUAACGUGUAAUUACAAGGGUUUUUUCGUUCGAUAAGACUAUACUAUUGAUACUUUUUUUUACUUAAAAACUGUUGGUAUGCAUGUAAUAUAAGAUAUAGUUAAUACAUAGUUACUCUUUGUAUAUAUACAGUUAUGACGAUUGAUACUGCGAAACAUGUUUUUGGUAUAUAACGUUGUCAGUUGUGUGAUUAAUAUUUAUCUUUCCACGUGAACAAUGCGAGAUUCCUUUGAAUGCCGAGAUAUUGACGGACGCGAUAGCAGAUUGCUGCGAUUAAUCGCAAAAUGAAUUCAUAUUUAAGUAAAAGGACCCUUUCUACAAAAUAUACAUUUUUCUAACAAAA